AUGGCCCCGUACGUAUUAUUUGGCACAUUACCGAAAAUACUUAGACAAAGCUUUGUCGUUCAGCAAACUGUUAAACCUCUUGGAAUCUAUCACAAUGCAUUGUACUCCAACUUUACGAAAAAUAAUUUACCACCAUCUGACAACGAAUAUGGAGAAAAUUCCAAGAAAGGAAAGUCAUGGAAAAUAUUGAAAACUAUACUGCCCAUUUUGGCAAUAUCAAUAACAUCUUCCCUGGCAAUUUCCCUAGUUUUAACUCUUGGUGCUCCAGAGAUAGAUACAGACGGAAAGUUAUUAAAAGACGACUUUUCCGAUGAACCUGAACUAAGACAGUACCUAAAAAGAACCUACAGAGAGAUGAAAUAUUACUUUAAACUCCUAGAGAGGCCGCGCAUGGAGAAAUUAUUACCUGAUCCUCUAGAUCAUCCAUACAACCAACCAAAAUACACGUUGGUAGUUGAACUAACCGAUGUAUUGGUACAUGCUGAGUGGACAUAUUCUGUGGGAUGGAGAUACAAAAAACGUCCUUUACUGGAACAUUUUCUAGAAGAUUUAAAAGACAGCUACGAAAUAGUAUUGUUCACUACUGAACACGGACGAACUGUAUUCUCUCUGAUAGACGUGAUCGAUCCAAAUAACAGAAUAGCUUUUAAACUGGUUGGAGGCGCAACACGUUUUACAGGUUUAAGUCACGUAAAAGAACUAAACAAACUGAACAGAGAUCUUAAGAAAGUUAUAUGCAUAGAUUGGAAUGCUAAAAGAUUAAAAUACAACCCAGAAAAUUUGCUGAAAGUUAAGAGGUGGAUAGGAAACGACGAUGACACUUCGUUGCUGGACUUGGCAGCGUUUCUAAAGAUAAUCACGAGUAGCCAAAUUGAAGAUGUAAGAGAUGUUUUAAAGUAUUACAGUAAAUAUAAUGAUCCGGUUGAAGCAUUCAGAAGAAAGCAAGAGAUGUUAAUUGAGGAGCUUGAAAAAGCUGCUGCUAAAAAGGGGGAUCGUCGCAGAACCCAAUCCGGCUUUAAAUUAUUUAGUUAA
Molecule: messenger RNA, 1032 nt
Organism: Anoplophora glabripennis (Asian longhorned beetle)
Lineage: Eukaryota; Metazoa; Arthropoda; Insecta; Coleoptera; Cerambycidae
Product: mitochondrial import inner membrane translocase subunit TIM50-C-like
Exons: 1
Coding region: 1-1032 (343 amino acids)
Molecular function (GO): phosphoprotein phosphatase activity
Source: RefSeq, a predicted model, not a curated record